AUGUGGGUUGUCCCCAGAAGUUGCCGCUUCUUUAUCAAAGAAAGCAGGGUUGAGAAAACUCUUUUACCCAAACUUGAGUUUUUCCAUUCUCUGGGGAUUUCUGGUACUGACCUUGCGAAUAUACUUUCCUCAAACCCUGGUAUUUUGUGCCAGAGCUUAGAGAAACAAAGUAUCCCUAGCUAUAAUUUCCUCAAGAGUUUCGUUACCAACGAUGAAGAAAUUGUUAAUGUUUGGAAGCCAGCAACUUAUUUGCAUGAUGUGCAAAAGAAAGUUGUACCCAAUAUCUCUGCUUUGAAAGGAAUUGGAGUGACACAAAAACUGAAGGCUUAUAGGAGUUGGGGUUGGUCUGAAAAUGACUUCCGGUUAGCUUUUAGAAGCUAUCCCAGAUGUAUGACUCUGUCUGUGGAGAAUAUAAAUACCAAAAUGGACUUUUAUGUGAACAAGAUGGGUUGGCAACCUUCAGCAAUUGCUAGAAUACCUAUGGCUUUAGCUUAUAGUUUGGAGAAGAGAAUCAUCCCGAGAUGCAGGGUUUUAUGGGUUUUGUUGUUGAACGACUUGAUUAAGAAAAAAUUCGGUUUGUCUUACGUGCUGAGUUCCUCUGAAAAGCGCUUCGCAGACAAUUUCUUGUCCAAGUAUCAGGAACAGGUUCCACAACUAUUUGAUAUAUAUCAAGGGAAAGUUGAUCUUUCAGAACUGGGCAUUGGAUUUUAG
Molecule: messenger RNA, 711 nt
Organism: Pistacia vera
Lineage: Eukaryota; Viridiplantae; Streptophyta; Magnoliopsida; Sapindales; Anacardiaceae
Product: transcription termination factor MTERF15, mitochondrial-like
Exons: 2
Coding region: 1-711 (236 amino acids)
Biological process (GO): chloroplast organization; regulation of DNA-templated transcription
Cellular component (GO): chloroplast
Molecular function (GO): double-stranded DNA binding
Source: RefSeq, a predicted model, not a curated record